Molecule: messenger RNA, 4002 nt
Organism: Oryzias melastigma (Indian medaka)
Lineage: Eukaryota; Metazoa; Chordata; Actinopteri; Beloniformes; Adrianichthyidae
Product: golgin subfamily A member 6C-like
Exons: 1
Coding region: 80-1627 (515 amino acids)
Source: RefSeq, a predicted model, not a curated record
UCAUCAACUCAUUGCUCUUGUUUUACUUAUAGUUGGCGUUUCAGACACAGACAGUUGUCCGAGUUGAUCAACGACAUACAUGAGAAACAAGCACGUUUCACAUUUGUCUGAGAAACUGAGCGUACAUCACCUUUUGGAAAUGUCUUACAACAAAGAAUUUCAGGAGAUGGAUGUUUCCAUCGAAGAACUGAACAUCAUCACCGAGAAAAUUCUUCAGCAAAAUGACACCUUGAACAAACAUGCUGAAAACCUUUGCAAGAAAUUGCAAAAAAGGAAAGAUCUCGACGCUUCAUACAAGGAACUGAAGAAAUCCCGUAAAGCUGCUAUCGAUGAAAACAAAAGACUGGUGAAGCAGGUGGAGAGUCUAAGAGUGGACAUCGAAAAGCAGAUACACGUGGAAAAAAUGUGUGAAGAAGAGAAGAAAAGAACAUCUCAGGUCUUUGAAAGUAACCAAGACCUGAAAGCAGUUAUGGCCACACUUCAGUUCAAGCUUCAGCAGCUGAACUAUACAACGGAAAUGAAACAAAUACUUUCUGUCUUCAAGUCUGAGAGAAAAAGUUUGAAACAAGAGAACAAAGUUCUCCAGUCUCAACUGAAGGAACUCCAGAAAAAGACUGCUGACAAUGCACACCUUUCAGAGCUGGAUCGUGUGCAAGUGAAACUGAAUGUUGCCAGGGAGAAAGAUUUGAAGACAAAGAUCGAACACAACCUUCUCCAGAAACAAAUCCGAGACCUGCAGGUUCAGAUCCAGGCUCCAAAACAGGAAAUUGCUGUUUUAGAGAAAGAAAUCCAGGAUCUCCAGAGGACAGAUGAGGAACUAAAAGUGGCUAAAGCUGAAUUCCACAAAAUCUCUGAAGAAAAGUCUCAACUUGAAGACAAGAAGAAGCAGCUUCAGGAUGAGGCUUCACAUCUGAAACAGCAGCAGGAAGAGUUACGUGAACUGGUUCUUCAGCACAACAAGGUACAGAAUAAACUGAGACCCCUUCAAGCAGAAACAAAGACCCUCCAAGACCAAAGAGAUAUGCUGACUGACCUUCUCAAACACCGUCAAACAUUGGAGACUAAAUGUAAGGACAUGAAAUCAGAAACUGACCGUGUGGUGGCUGAAAACUUCCACCUUUAUGUUCAAGUUGAUGAUUUGCAAAAGAAGGUUUCAAAUUCCAAUGAUGUGGAGGACAAAGUUUUAAAAGUGAAGGAGAAAAAUUUGAAGGUGAAGGAAGAACACGACCUUCUCCAGAACCAGAUCCAGGACCUGCAGGUUAAGUUCCAGGCUACAAAACAGGCGACCGCUGCUCUAGAAAAAGAAUUCAAAGAUCUCCGGAAGAAUGAUAAAAAACUGGAAAAGGCCAGGGCUAAAUAUCAGAAGAUCUUUGAAGGAAAUUCUCAACUUGAAGAUGAGCAAAAGCAGCUUCAGGAUCAGGUGUCACACCUGAAACAGCAGCAAGAAGAGGUUUUUAAACUGGCUCUUGAGUACAACAACGUACUGACUACACUGAGAACCAUUCAAGAGGAAACAAAGACCUUCGAAGACAGAAGAGAUAUGCUGACUAAUGUUCUGCAACACUGUCAAACAUUAGAGAUGGAAUGUAAGGACAGAAAAGCAGAAACGGAUCCUGUGAAGACUUAAAACUUCCACCUUGAUGUUCAACUUGAUAAUCUGUUGAAGAAGCUUUCACAUUUCAAUGAUGUGGAGGAAGGAGUUUUGAAAGUGAAGGAGGAAAAUUUGGAGGUAAAGAAAAAACACGACCUUCUCCAUGACCAAAUCCAAGACCUGCAGGUUGACCUGACAAAUCCUCAUUCAAAACCGUCAAACGCUGAAGCCUGAGUGUAAUAAAGAGCUAAAGAACUCCAACUCUUAUAGAGAAAUUAAAAAUGUGAUUGGAUAUGUAAUCCUUCUGCUAUCUCUUUUGUGUAUAUGUAUAUAUUUAAAAUUAAAUGGGGGUGGGUGUGUGUGUGUGUGGGGUGGCGGGGGGGACUAUCAUAGCGUACUCCACAAACUGACCUCCUCCCUAGAAAGUGACGUUGCUUGUUAGGGAGGAGACCUCAGGGUGUACGCAUUUCUUAAAAGUCCCCCCCCCUCCCACCACCCCCACCACCACCAUUCACACAAAUGUUCACAAUGUUGUAAUGUUGUAAUGAUAUGUAAUGUAAUGUUUUAGAGUUUAGACCGGCGUUAUAAAAAAAAAAUAAAAAAUAAAAAAAAGGGCGACACACUAAAAAGUGUGUUUGUGUGGGUUUUCUCUGAGUGCUUCAGUUUCCCCCCACCCAACCAGAAUACAUAGUUUUAGGAUUAAGAUUGUUUGUUUAAAUUAGUGAACUGGGAAAAAAAGUGUUGCAACUCUUCAAAUUCUUUAAAAUAAAAAACAAACAAACAAACAAACAAACAGAUAUUUGAUUCCCAGUUUUUUAAUUACGGUCGUACAAAAAGAAUUGCAACACACCAAAUUUUUCCCCUCCGUGAACUGCCACCUUAACGUUGGUGGAGGGGUUUGUGUGCUCGAGUGAACCUAGAAGCUAAUCUGUCCAGAACUGAUACCCAUGGUAUGAUGUCUACGACAGAUGGGUUCUAGGUGACGAGCCAGACUAAGAGCGGUUCAAAAUCAGUCAGAAACAACAAGGUCCAGUUAAAUAUCCAGAUUGCAGUCAGGACAGGCCUGGAGCUGGGGCUCACAGAUGAGGGCCUACACAGCCAGAAAGGCCAGGUGGGCCCCAAAUGGUUUGAAAGUGGACAUAAAAUGUGGGCCCUAAUUGGGUUUGUCUGCACUUUCCAUGGUGGCCCCACCUGUGUUUGCCCACAUUGGCUUAAGUGGUUACUCGGAGGUGAGCUAGCUAGUGUAGCGAGCCGUUCGCCCGGUGGACAGCGUAGCUAGCUUCGCUUCCCAGUGUUCGGCAGAGCUAGAGUUGCUGCCGGUCCCUGGGCAGCGGAGCCAAUGCGGGCAAACACAGGCGGGGCCGGCAUAGAAACUGCGGACAAACCCAAUUGGGGCCCACAUUUUCUGGCCACUUUCAAACCAUAUGGGGUCCACUUGGCCUUUCUGGCUGGGGACCAACCCAGACGAUGAGGACAGUCAGUCAUCUUUUGAACCUGAAACUCUGGGUAACCUGAAGAAUAUGUACAGAAAAAUCCUUAGUUGGUAAGAUAAAUUCAAUAAAGAAUGCAUUUUUAAAAUUCCAUAAACGUCAUAGAGCUCUGACUCAGAAAAUAACACACACGAAAAAAGAAAUUCUUAUAAAAAAGCAGAAUGUAUUUUGACAAAAUGACCUACAAAUAUCCCUUUUUUUUCCUCCAUUUAUUUAUUAUCCACAGUUAUCAUAAUACAGGAAUAACAAAGUCUUGGUUCUCUUGUGUAUUCCAAAUUGACUGUACCACAUGAACACACUAGCAUUGCUCCUCAUAUUGCUUUCAAAUGAAGACAUUUUGCAUAACAGUGUUAGUAGAGAGAAGAUUUUUUCUUUUUGUCGUCAUAAGUUUUUUUUCCUCAAUAUUUUACAGUCAUGAACUCCAAAACACACAAUAAAUUAAUAAAUAAACACACAAGCAAUCUGCAGAUGCUUUACAGUAGUAGCAACAACAGUGGUUAAAAAUAAAAAAUAAAAAUAAUAAAAAAGAUCUCUACAAGUACAGUACAUCAACCCAGUGGCAGUCUGACAGUAAAUCUGAGUCUGGCCCAGUCAGGCUGUCGUUUUAACACAACUCACAACUACAACACAUACACAACUCUCCUGCUUACACCACGUCCCUCUAGAUAAUAAAUUACAUGUCCAUUUCACUUCAGAAUAUGACGAGGUCUGUCAACUCUUCUUUGUCUCUUUUUCAAUUCACUUAGGAACUGUUUCACAACCGAGACGGCAAGCCGUCCCAUUUUUGGAGGAGAUGGUGGCGUUACUUUUAAAGGUAUUUAGAGGUAAAAGGAAAUAGAAACUCUCUGCAAUGCUUUCAUUGUUCCUGAUGUCAGUGAGUAAGGACAUUCUUCAUGCAUCAGAAAAAAAAUAAUAAAGAUU